UUGCUUGAAUUUGACACGAGCAUUUACCGUCUGUAUAUUUUCCGCCCGUAACACCUGGACGCACCUGGAGCAUGAAAUAGAGCGUCGUCGCGUGUCGCACACGUCCAUCAUCAUUUCACCCGAUUGAUUUCGAGGACAGCCGAAGACGAACGAACAUCGUCACUUCAUCGUCCGUACGUCCAGUCAUCGGUGAUCGACAACGACAUCAAGACAAUACGUCCUCAUUUUGUUGGACAUCUAUGUAGUGAAUAGCACAUGUGAACCACGAUCCUGGAAUUUGAUUUAUCUGAGAUACACAGACAUGGAAUAUUAUGAUAACGCUUUUUGAUAUUUUUAUUUUGUUGGUGUCACUAAAAGUGAGUUUACAAAGCGGAACUAAGAGGAAAAAUUGUUUAAUACGUGAUUGCAAAUUGGGAAUUUGACAGCGGAUGAAUACUAUUAUAAGAGCUGUCUAAAACAGUCGGCAACGCAGCACAAGUUAAACGAAAGUAUUCCCGAGCAUCUCUUGGUAUUAUUUCUGCGGUAUUACAUAUUAGGCAGUUAUAAACAUUACUCGCCCGGCUUCGGAGUGAAACGGCGUGACAUUUCCUCUCUCUCUCUCUCUUUCUCUCUCUCUCUCUCUCUCUCUCUAUUACAUUCUGUGUCGAGCAAGGCCGAAUGAAUGAUCGGCAAUGAAAGACAACCGAACAUUUCAAACCAAACGUUUACGUGCCUCCAUGCAGUGUGUGCUGAUCAUCCAUCUGAUAGUGCAUUGACAUCUCACCAUCACCCCUCAUCCUCGACCGGCUUCUACACUCCGGGAUUGGGGUUCAUGUCUAACCCUCUCACUCCUACCAGAACAUUUAGCUCCACCCAAGAAAGGGAUACAUGUGACUUGCAGGUGCAUGGGUGUUAAAGCGCAACCUACCGGAACCUUAAACGUAUCACCAAGUUGAUAGAGUUUUCAGAAGGGUAAAAGAGGGGUGCGGUUUUACCCCUGUCAGUGCGUUAGAGGUGGUGAUAGAUGCACCGCUGAUACCAAUGAACCCUGUUCAGUCCCUCUUGGUUUGGAUUUGAAUUCUUCGAAGGUCAAUGGACCUUGUGAUAUUAAACCUCUGAAUGAAGGUAAAGGGACUCAUUUACCUUUAGUCGAUUUGGAGCUGAGUACACCCAGUCACCUAGAACGGGGUAGCAUCAUCAUUGUUACCACUGUCAAGUCAGUGCUUAACGAGAGGCCUGAUGAUGUGCCUUUAAUCAAUUAUUUGGAUUAAUAGACAACCACUUGAUAUACAUCGUUUUAUUUAGAAAAUCUUAUUUUAAAUCCUUUUAGAAGGCCAUAGCGAAGAGCUGAAUAUUGAUAUAAUGAAAUGAGUUAUUUGUAAAACUGACCUCCUUUUUUCGAGUUCAUUGGCGAAAGGCGUUCGCUUGUUGAGCAAAGUCGGAUGAAGAAUUCAAGUUCCAUUUCAUCACAUUCAGUUCAUUUUAUUUUUAAUCGCUUUUCUGACAAGUGUAUCGUGUUCAUGACGUCACUCAUCACCUGACAUACCAUCGUAAUCCAUGACAUGUCACAUGACAGCGAAUCAAUUGCUUCACCGAUUGUGAUCACUGUAUUGUGAUUAGUCUAUGUAUGUGCCGAACCCCCCGCCAUUCCGGAUAUGACGUUUCAUCGGUUCACGGGAAACAAAACCGCCUUAUUGACAGACAGACAGGGAGAGGGGCCUUGCAAACCGCUAUUGUUGGGGUUAUUGUAUUUCUUUGGUUCGCCAUAACCAUAAAGAUUCAUAUUUCAUACCUCAUUUGCAACGUCGUCUCGUCUCGCACUGGUAAAACCUGAAAUGAAACGGAUCAGAAACAACGACAUAUACCAAUAACCAAGGAUACAUAAAUCAAAGCAACGCCAAUGUUGGUGAUGACGUGUUGGUGAUAUUUCUUGAAGUGAACAUUUUAUACGAUCCUCGAACAUGGUCUAUUUUUAGAACGGAGGAAUUUCUUACCACGUAUUAGUGAUUGAUGGAUGAGGAGCUGAUCGAUUUUUUGAAAGAUUUUGAUGAUUUUUGUGGAGACGUGAGAGUAUAUAACUAGCCAAAUGUGACGAAUUGUCGCAUUUUAUAACAGAAGGAUUUCAGCUGUGAAAAAAAAAAUCAUUUAUUCCAGAUUGUGAUUCAAGUUGUUAUAUCUUCGAAUUUCUCGAUGUCGGAAUCCUACCUACGAUAAAGGAAACUUUCUUUUGCUUUUGAACGGAUUCAGUGUUUGCAUAUUGUAUUCACAAAUAUUCUUAUAUUUGUUCAUGUGGACUGUCAAAAUCAUUUCGAGAUUUACCUGCACAAAACCCAGACAGUGUGUGGAUAGCUAAAUGCGAGUAACGGCGGAACACUAGCAACCGAAGAACCCAGUUAUUCAAUAUUUAAUGUGUUUGCAUGAGCGCAUUGAGCUUUUUUUCUUUUUUCAAGACAAUACAAAUCUUGGCAGCUGAAAGAAAAAUAUACUUCGUAAAUCACGCUGAAUGUCAAUAUUUGAAGUUUACACAGCCCUGACAUUCACAUUCCUCCGAAUAAAACAAAGGCUUUGUCUUGUGAAUGAGACAGGUUUGAGGUUGGCCCAUCCCAUUUGGAGGCCUCCCUCGCGGGCGCACAUUGUACUCUCACCGAUGCAGCUGGGUUUCGACUAAAGUGCCAUCGUUUAGAAUCAAGAAACUGUUUCUCGACUCGUGUAGCUGAGAGAACUACAUACAGAACCAAAAAGAUCUGCAGGAAAAUGAACUGCGGCAAUUUUCUUUUGAGGGCCAUGCAUUCUUCCUGUACCUUACGCUGGUUAAGCAUGAAUAGAAGCGUGUUCAUUCCGUUCACUUUGUUCACUGCUUUAUCAGCGAUGAGCAUGAACGGUGGUAGACCUGAGUGUCAGUUGGUGCAGCUGCCCAUGUGUGAAUCCAUGCCCUACAACCUAACCCGCAUGCCUAAUCUCCUGCACCAUAGCACGCAGGAGAACGCCAAGCUGGCCAUUGAACAGUUCUUGCCGCUUGUGAACACCAACUGCAGUGGGAACCUGACGUUCUUCCUCUGCGCGAUGUACGUACCCAUCUGCACCAUGGGUUUCAUGGAAGAACCUGUCCCACCCUGUAAGAGCGUCUGCCAGAACGUGAGGGCGGGCUGCGAGCCUAUCAUGAUAGAGCACAACGUGUCUUGGCCUGUGUAUUUAUCCUGUGACCAGCUACCCGAGUACACGUCCGGUGUGUGUAUAACCAGAGAUGCAAUCGUCGACUCAGGGCCGACCAUGGACCACUUUCAACCCACCCCAACAGUCCCUGAAGUACCACCCGGGAACUGUGACGUCUGUCAAUAUGAUUAUGAGCUGUCACGUGAUCUGUUCUUUGAGAAGGAAUAUGAAUUCGUGAUUCGUGCAAGGGUCGAAGGUUUCCAUUCCGGUACUCGAAGAGGUGAGAUGUACAUCCGGGUCAUCAUUCAUCACGUGGUUCAGUUCAGUGAGAUACACAUACCAGUAGGAGAGGUCCAAUUAUGGGUGAACAACUACUGCGCAUGCCCAAUGAUGACGUCAGGCGAGGAGUAUAUGAUCAUGUGUUACCAGGAUAUAAUCAAUGGGAGGUUGCUACUAGAGAACGACUGUCUGGUGAUACCAUGGCAUAGUAGAUACGUCAAAAGAGUUAAGAAAUGGGGUCAGAAGCUUCUUCACGAUCAGAGAGAUCGAGAUUCAAGUGACUCAAGGAGUAACAGGAGAAACAGAGAUAUCUAUUACCUAUAUGGAUAGGUCAAAGGUCAUGACCUUUCAUCAGAGGUCAAUGAACUUCCAUGGUGCUGCCGUCACAAGUCGCCCGUGCUUCGCUUCGUACGCUACGUAUGAACCUAAAAUGCAAAUCAUGCGUAUAUGUUUUAUGCUUUGAUAUGUUUGAUAUGUUGCCUUUUAAAGGAUACAAAUAAAAUGGUACUAUUAAUAAUGAUGUUUAAUAUUAUAGAGGCGCUGAAGACAAAAUGACGUACAAUGAAGAAGAGAUUCACUUUCAAGGAUCUUUUAAAGGUGGCAAGACAAGUUAUUCAUGUGGAACAUUUUUGUUACGUUUCCGAUGCGGCCACCGUAAAAUGAUUUCUUUUUGUUCAUAUGAUAUAAUAGAAAAUAAGGCCCGUACAGAUAUGACGUGGCAAAUCCUCGGCGGUCAUUUUGUAAUGAUGACGUAUGGUGUAAUACGCUACACAUUUCUCUAUCGUAUACAUACAGAGCUCUGUUAGUACGCGCAAGUCCUUUGUUGCGCGUAGUUUCCAUUCAUUUUCCGCGUAAAAAAAAACCGAACGGCUUUUUCUGCGGCGGUUGACCGCGCCAUAUCUAAUUAAGAUUGUAGGCGUGUGAAAGAGAACUGCUUUAUUUAAUCACCAAAGGGUGUUUAAUCAUAAUGAUAAUAAUAGCCCACAUUUAUAAUGCGUCUAAUACUUUGU
Messenger RNA from Strongylocentrotus purpuratus (purple sea urchin), 4421 nucleotides. RefSeq names its product secreted frizzled-related protein 3-like. Bases 2734 to 3741 code for a protein of 335 amino acids. The record is from RefSeq and is a predicted model, not a curated record. NCBI's taxonomy places the organism in Eukaryota, Metazoa, Echinodermata, Echinoidea, Camarodonta, Strongylocentrotidae. The transcript has 5 exons. Gene Ontology annotation, molecular function: Wnt-protein binding. Gene Ontology annotation, biological process: canonical Wnt signaling pathway; non-canonical Wnt signaling pathway. Gene Ontology annotation, cellular component: cytoplasm.